This is a messenger RNA of Lampris incognitus (smalleye Pacific opah), 6095 nucleotides long. It is a transcript of the gene fli1, whose product is annotated as Fli-1 proto-oncogene, ETS transcription factor. Gene Ontology annotation, cellular component: nucleus. The transcript has 5 exons. Lineage: Eukaryota; Metazoa; Chordata; Actinopteri; Lampriformes; Lampridae. The record is from RefSeq and is a predicted model, not a curated record. Gene Ontology annotation, biological process: regulation of transcription by RNA polymerase II; cell differentiation. Gene Ontology annotation, molecular function: sequence-specific DNA binding; DNA-binding transcription factor activity, RNA polymerase II-specific. Bases 132 to 785 code for a protein of 217 amino acids.
UGUCUAAUGCUGUUGCAGGUAGCUCAUCAUUAUCCUACAACGCUCCAUCUCACACAGACCCGUCCCCUCGCCUAGCUGCCAAAGAAGAUACUUCAUAUGACGCUGUACGGCGGACUGGGUGGUCAAACAACAUGCAUAGCGGCAAAGGCUCACCGGUUGUUACUCAGAACGUGUCCAAGUCCACCGAGCAGCCCCGAGCCCAACCAGAUCCCUACCAGAUUCUUGGUCCCACCAGUAGUCGCCUAGCCAAUCCAGGUUCAGGUCAGAUCCAACUGUGGCAGUUCCUACUGGAGCUUCUGUCUGAUAGUGCCAAUGCCGGCUGCAUCACCUGGGAGGGCACCAACGGCGAGUUUAAGAUGACUGAUCCCGAUGAGGUGGCGCGGCGCUGGGGCGAGCGCAAAAGCAAGCCCAACAUGAACUACGACAAGCUGAGCCGCGCACUGCGCUACUACUACGACAAGAAUAUCAUGACCAAGGUUCACGGCAAGCGCUACGCCUACAAAUUCGACUUCCAUGGCAUCGCACAGGCCCUGCAGCCGCACCCCACUGAGUCAUCGAUGUACAAGUACCCCUCGGACCUGGCCUAUGUGCCUUCCUACCAUGCCCAUCAGCAAAAGGUCAAUUUUGUGUCCCCCCAUCCGCCCUCCAUGCCAGUCACCUCCUCCAACUUUUUUGGACCCACUGCUCCCUAUUGGAGUUCACCCACUGCAGGCAUCUACCCGAACCCAAAUGUUCCCCGCCACCCCAAUACCCAUGUCCCAUCCCAUCUUGGCAGUUACUACUAAACUACUCCUCUAUUAUCAUCCAGCAGCCCCCCCUCCAAAAAAAACCUCCCCUCUUCACCUUUUUUUUUUCCAAAAAAGCAAGUCCCCAUUUGCUGACCUGUACUCACAUUGACACCAAACCAACUAAGACUUAAUUAAUAGAGGUAAUUGUCCUCUGAAGGAAUUCUGCUCCUUAAUGGCCAAAUGAAGGGUGGUAAAAUUGAAGGAUUUUUUUGUUUUUGUUUUUUCUAUGUAAGAAUUUAUAAAACAACUGGAUGCGUUGAUCCAAAAAAUGGAAUACUACUUACUUUUUUAAAGACUAGAAACUGUUCCCAAGUUUGUUGAUGUAUUGGACGUGUGUCUAUGUUUCCUGUGCCUUUCUCCUUCACAUCCUCCUGAAAGCUGCACCCGUGGGCCAGUUAAUGUCCCUUCCAAAAACUUUGACACGGUUACACAAUUACACAGCCAUAGUAUAAGGAAAAGGGGGAGUGACCGAAGCCUAUCUCCUUCCAGUUUCCUUGUGUGUCCAACAACCAGACAUGGGCCCAGUCUUUAUGGGUCUUAAUCUACAUCCUCCUCUGUGUAUCAUCACGAAUAUUAUGCUUUUCAAGCAUGUGCCUGUCGCUCCAUUUCCAGUAUUGCCGGGCUUCUCCAACUCACAUUUUAUUCCCCGUAUCUGCGUCUGUGUGUCCGUGCAUCUGCAUCCCUUUAUGUGUGUGUGGAGAGUCCUCUGGAAUUUGUUGGAUGAGGGGAGCUCUCGGAGAGAUGGACUUUUCUCAGCACUGAAUGAUAUUUGGCGACUGGAAUAUGCCAUUUAUUUUAUCCUCCAAACUGGAAGGCUAGAGAAGAGUUGAAUGCCAGAGAUGGAAGCGCUGUAUGUUUUGCAGACCUGGAUCAAUGAUUGAUUUAAAUCCUUUGCAUUUGUGUUUGCUUCAGUCUGGUUGGAGCUCAGGAUGGGCAAAAUAUCCACCACUUUUGAGGCAAUGCAGUUGGCUCCACUGUGCUGGAGAAGCUCAGCCAAGUAAUGAUGCAAUCGGUAACAGAAAAAAAAGAAGAAAAGAUUCAAUCCAGGUCAGAUGUUUUCAGGGGGCCACACACCAGGCUAUUAAAUGUUCGCCAUGCUGUUUGCCUUUCAGCCAUGCCAUUCCCAGACAUUUUGUUGCUGGACCAAGUACAGUAAUAAUGUGAAUGUUUUCUGGUUUGUGAAAUGCAUAUAAGGGGAUACCCUGCAGCAAAAUCAAAUGUUGUCAGUUGUUUUCAGUGGGUAAAAGUGCUAAAGGUGCUAUGUGUAAUUCUACCUAAAACCUGACCUCUAUCAUUCAGCCAUGUGAAUAACAACAACAAACCAAACCAAGCAAGACUAACAAAUUCAAAUGGAGAUGCAGUGGCUGCACAAAACAUUUGCUGAUCAUUCAUUUUUGAACACUCUCGGUAGAUAUCAUUUGCUGUGACCACUGCAUAGUCAGGACUGUGAGUGUGAGCUGAGUCUUUUGGGGGGACCAGGUGUAAAAAAAAAAACAAAACAAAAAAAACAGCGCAACUGGCCCGUCUAUUGUGUUUGUGAAUGCAGAGAUCAGGGGUGGGGAGGGUGAGUCGUUUACCUUGUUCCAGUCAAAACCAGUCAUCAGUGUCCCCUGCUGAUAUUUACUUUUCAUAUGCUUCAGGAAAGCCAAAAUAUUACACAUAGAACCUUUAUAUUGAGAAACAAAUCCCUUUAUACUUGACAUCUUUGCUGUACAUAGGGCCACCUAUCUUAAUCUAAAAUAAGCCUAAAAGUUUAAUAUCUAUACAUAUACAUAUGGAAUUUAGUGAAUGCUUUUAUCCAAAGUGCCUAACUGUGUAUACCAUGAAUGCAUCCAUUUUGAAUAUGGGUGUCCCAGUGGUAGUCAACUCCCUUACACCUAGCAUGGUCAGUGCCCCAUUGUGAACACUGAGCUACACAGGAACAUAUCAUUUGUGCUCUUUUAGCAUGGGACUGAGUUGGAUCUGAACCAUGAUCAGUAAGAUACAACAAAUCAUCUCUGUAUCGGAGCAGAAAUCUGACAAAUUUUGAUUUUGAAGUGCACUUUGACAAUAACAGAUUGUCGUGGUUUCUCCUUCCUCUGUAUCCAGGCCAGUCAUGACCUAGUGUGUGGGUCAGCAGAGAGGUGGCAUGGCAUUAGUCAUGUUAUUUAUCAACAGUCAGUCAGUUUGCAUUUGGCCAGGGCCAGAUCAACGUUUGAGAGCAGCUGUUGAAUGUUAAUUGCUCACUGAAUCAAACACCGGCAAAAUGCACAUGAAUCUCGAGACAGGAUUUGACCCUAAUUUAAUAGUGUCAUGUCAAAGCAUAUCCAUAUUCAGGUGUUCAAGAGUUUAUGGCAAAUUUAUUCCUUUAAAGUAACUGAAAGUGGACACUUGAAAAUAAAUUACUUGGGGAUAAGUAAUUUAUCAAAGAACAAAGCCAAUAAGUAUGACAAGAUGAAACAGAAAUCCUCAGAUUCGCGAACGCUGUGCGUUUGUCAGACCUAUUUUCUAUUAUUUUGUAAGCAUCAGUCAACUAGGCAUUAAAGCAACUUACUGUAUAAAUUAUGCAGAGUUAUUUUCAUAUGUGACACAAUAUUAAAAAAGUCAAGAGAAUUAAUACGAGUUGACCUCGGUCAAAAAUGCAAACCUUUUAAGUCCAUUUCUGCUAAGUGGUUUGUUCAACAUUUUAAGCGUUUUAUAUCUGUACAUUUGGGCAAUACAUUUUUACAUUUGAUGUUUUUCUUGUUGUUGUUAUUAUUUCUAAAAUUCGGUUUUUAAUGUCCUCAGUGCCAAGAAGCGCACAAGAUAUUUUCUAGUUAUUCCCAAGUCACCAAAUACCUGCUUGAAUCAUAACCCAAUAAUCAACCUACAGAUUUUUUUUAAUACUCCAUAUACAACAUAUGAUAUUAUGUUUUUCGUUAUGAAAUCACUUUCAUGCCUGAUAGCCCCUGAAAAUGGCAGCUUUCCCUGUGCCUUAAAAAUUGCAAAGUAUUAUAUGCAAAAAAUGCAAAACAUACAAAUAAUAUCCACAAUUAGCCUCUCUUGAAGUUUAUAGCUUUAAGUGAAUGCAGAAGAAGGGAACAUGUAAAUUGUAGCAUAAAGAAAUUAUCCUAAAUAUGUACCCUUAAAUUCCAUGUUUAACAAGAAUUAAUAUUCAUUGAAAGGGAAUUUUGCUACUUCGUAUAUGCAAUGUAUUUUGGAUAUCAAAUAUAUAAAUAUAUAUAUAUAUAAAUGUAAUAUUUUACAAUUAACCAAUGUAUUAUUAUUAUUGUCAUUCCUGCAAUGUAUGACAUAUUACCUUUUGAAAAAGGGCUUUUGUAUAGAAAAAAUGUGACAAAAUAAAUGUUUUACCUCUCAAGUUAUCUUCAAUGGUCUGCUCAUUGCCUGGACAAAAAGGGUAGUAAUAAACUAAGGCUCUUUCUAAACUUUCCAUUAUGAUGGCCAGUAAGUGCAAAAAAAUAUCAAAACUAUUUUUUUUCAUACUAUCUUGCCCUUUUGCAACUCUCCAUUACUCAGCUAUAGCAACAAAAAAAUAAAAAAUAAAAAAAAUAAAAAACUUUAUUGCUGUCUUCAUCCACUUAUUUUAAACACCCAUCCUAAUUUAGGGGGAUUUAAUAGGUUAACAUUUGCAGGGAAUCCUACCUUCCUCCUGGAUCUACCAGGUCAAAUUUCAUGGAAAUUUGAACGUCAAUUGUAUUGAGAUCAUAUUAUCUUCAUAUCUGGAAAUGUCUCUGUAAUAUAAUCUCUUACAUACGCACAUAAACUGCUGGAGUGCAGGCAUUAAAUUUAGAUGGUGGAGGGGGUUGAAAGGAGGGCGGGGAAAUAGGAGAUGACCGUUUUGUAUGUUUCUUAUUCUAUGCACUGGAUUGGAGGGGAAGAAAAAAAAAGAAAUUGGCAAGAAUGUUGAUUCAGACUCGCAUUGCCCAGAAUGAAUCCAUUGUUGUCAGUUCCAUUUCAAAAGAUGAAUUUAUAAGUCAUUCUGUAAAGUAUAUGUAAGUUGUACGGUUUUCAAAUAAAGAAAGUGUGUGACAGUGCAGCUGGAUCCAGGGAAGUAACUUAGAUCCGGCAUCCUCUUUGCACUUUUGGCUCCCUCUGCUGGACCAACACACCAGAGACCUGCUGCAGCUUGCACACCAAAUGAGAAGGCUCGGAUGCUCAUGGGCUCCAAUUUGCAUCUUCUUACUUGCAAUGUAAAAAAAAAAUUUUUUAAGUACAGAUAUAGUACCUUUUUUUUUAAUUAGCCAAAGACUAAUUGAUUGAUCAGCUAGAAAGUAGAACGCAAUGUCUCAUAUAUCACAUAGUGAUGCAGUGCUGUGAUCAAGACAACUUCUCACUCACUUUACAAUCAAAAUAUUUGCCAGCUAAUCUGGAGAUUAGAGGCAAUAACCCCCCUGUGUUUCAAAAUUUGGAGCCAUUUGAAGCCAUUCCCAAUGCUUUAUAUUAUUUGGAUAUUUAUACAUGAACUCCUACCUUCCCACUGAGCACCAGACCUCAACAUAGCGGCUGCGCAUUGGCUAUCAAGAUGAGAAUACAUCUGGCUAAAUGUAGCCCAUUUAGACCAAACUGUUGAAUGAAUUAUAACAUAAUAAUGUCUUACCCAAACAACCACAAAAUCCAUGUCCAGAUAUUUUAAUUGUUGUUGUUUUUGUUUUAAUAGUGGUUGUUCAGACCAAGCUGUCUGCUAAACUUUAUUUUUUGAUCAAAUUUUAGUCAGGCUAUAGCCUAGACAGCAUGUCAAGGCUUUAGCCUGAUAGUAUUAGCCUAGACGUGCUGUCCAGCCGAAAUCUGAAUGAAAAAUUAAAGUUUCAUAGAUGACUAAAUCUAAACCUGAAUCUUAAACAGUUAAAGUUGUUUGGGUGAUGCAUAAUUAUGUAAUUAUGAAAUAAACAGUUUGAUCUAAAAGUGGGCUACAUUUAGCCAGACAUAAACUAGAUCAAAGCUGGUGCAUAGCUGCCAUGUUAAACUCAGGACUGGUCCUCAGUAGGAUGAUUUCAGUGCCUUUCUCAAGCUAUUCAUCCUAAGGUUUACCAAAGAUGUUUCAAAAUAUGACUUGUAUCGUCCUGAAUGCCAAUACUGUGGACCUACUCUUGUUUGUCUCUAUUUUGCUUCUAUACAAACAUCUUGUCAAACGGGUACAAACUGUAUUUUGUAUCAUAUCCUUUCUAAAUACCAAGUAGCAGGUGUUGCUUAUCAUGCAGCUGGCAUGUGAGAGCCAUGCACCAUAGACAAAAGAGUCUUCUCUGUAAUUGAGAUGUGCUUACAGGCACGUGUGCCCAAUUUCUGCUGUUAUUAUGUUCAGUCACAUAAAAAAUGUAUUUUACUUCCAAA